Molecule: messenger RNA, 1875 nt
Organism: Mangifera indica (mango)
Lineage: Eukaryota; Viridiplantae; Streptophyta; Magnoliopsida; Sapindales; Anacardiaceae
Product: B3 domain-containing protein REM20-like
Exons: 4
Coding region: 431-1279 (282 amino acids)
Molecular function (GO): DNA binding
Source: RefSeq, a predicted model, not a curated record
CUUCCUUUCUGCACUUAUGAUCUGUGUUUUUUUCCCCUUUUUUUUUCCUUGAAGUUCUUUUGGUUGGCAAGAUGAAUCUCUCUCUCUCUGCAUUUCUUAGCCGAUUAAUGAAAAUAACUUUGAGACAGCGCUUGAAAGCUUAAAUCUUUCUUAGAGCUCGCUUUGAGAGAGCCUCAUGUACUGUAGUUUUCAGCGAUCAAAGAGAAUAUUGGAGGAAUUUUAUUUUGGUCUUCCAUGUAGAAAUAAAAAACGCUCGGAUAAUAAUGAUACGACAAUAAUGUCUGUGAAACAUGGAAAGCAAACCAUUUAGUCUCUUCAGAGUUCCACAUUUGAAUCCUUUGAGGCCUGUGCAUGAAAGUUGCAGAAAAUCCCAGAUGAUUGGGUGCAACACUUGAAUGCAUUACCAAGGAACGUUGUACUUCAGAAUCGAAUGGGAAAUGUUUGGCGUAUUAAAAUGAGACAUACUGACAAUGGGGUAUUUCUUUUGAAUGGUUGGCAAAAGUUUGUGGAAGGUAAUUCCUUAGAAUUUGGAGAUAUUCUAAUAUUUCAACAUAUUGGUGAUGGUAGAUUCGAGGUUAAGAUUUUGGGAAAAUCUUGCUGUGAGAAGAGUGAAACUGGUCCUCUUGUGGGUAUUGAGAUAAAGGAGCAGGAACAAGAGGAUGAUCAUGAAACUGUUGAUGUUGGUAUAGACCUUGAUGAUGAUCAUACUAGUGAUAGUGAUGAUAGUGAAGAUAAUGUUGAAGAGGAGGAGGAAAUAGAAGAAGAAGCAUCAGAAGUUAUAGCUUCAUUGCAUAAGAGAGGCAAGAGGAUUUGUGGGAAUGAUGGUAACCAUGGAGACAGAUCCAAGAAGAGUGCCGGUGUCAGGGCAAGGGUGCCCCGAGAAUCUAUCAGUGUCUUGACCAGCAAGGAAGUUAAACAAUAUGUUAAUGAUCAAAAUCCCUACUUUGUGACAAAGCUAAGUGAAACCAGGAAAAACCUACUGUUUGUUCCAUCUUAUGUGUUGAAAGAUUUUGGAAUUCAAUUGGCUGAACAAGUAACCUUCCUUGAUGAGUUGGAGAGGAAAUGGCCUGGAACAGUUAUGUACUGGAAGGAUGGUCGAAUCUGGAUUAAAGGAUGGAGACAAGUCUGCCGGUGGAACGAUGUGCAAAAAGAUGAUCAUUGCAUAUGUGAAUUUCCACUAGCAACUGGGAGAAGCAAUAUAAUUCUGGUGCAUAUUGUCCGAGGUGUUGGUUCACAGAGCCAACCUGCCAACCAAGAACCAAGUCAGGCUGGCCAGUGAAGUAGAGGUUACAGUCUAAUUUAAGUUUCCACAUCAAGCUCUCAAAUGUUUAUGUAAAUAUUUGUGCUUUCAAUGGCAAAAAGUGUUUUGAAGUGAACAAGCUUUAGAGUUUUUCAUUGGUCACUGCUGUCAAAGGUUGGGCAAGGCACACGUUAGUUAGAAAUAGGAUCUUGUCAAAUUUCAGUGUUAUAAAGUUUCUACAACUAUUUACUUUGUUAUAUGUUAGGAGCAAUGUUUACUUCUCCCGCAAAUGGAAACAACAAGGGCAGAAGAGUCAAGCAGACACAAGUAGCAAAAUCAUGAAAAUGACAAAUGGUAGCAAGAGCAAAGAAGAAGAGAAAACUGGACCACCAAAAGAGAAGGCUGGAACGUGGCAAGAAGAGAGCAUGGGAGAGAGUUAUGCAAAGGAAACAAAAGCUGGAAGGGAAUCGGCAGAGAAUCAAGAAUUCAGAAGCCAAGAAAGGGUUUAGAGAGAGAUAGCCGGCCUCUCGAAAGCCUGGCAGUUGUUUACUGUUUAAUUGUAAAGAACCCAAAUACUGAUACGAAAGUUGUACCUGGAUUUUGAGGAAUAAAAGCUUUUUUGAUAGUUCAUUAAA